Molecule: messenger RNA, 1311 nt
Organism: Exophiala aquamarina CBS 119918
Lineage: Eukaryota; Fungi; Ascomycota; Eurotiomycetes; Chaetothyriales; Herpotrichiellaceae
Exons: 2
Coding region: 1-1311 (436 amino acids)
Biological process (GO): transmembrane transport
Cellular component (GO): brush border membrane
Molecular function (GO): transmembrane transporter activity
Source: RefSeq, a predicted model, not a curated record
AUGGAUUCCGUCACUCCUCAGCAGCGCAAGAAGAUAUUGCGUGUCUUGUUCAUCUCUCUACUCUUAGAUUUGAUCUCCUUUACCUUCAUCCUCCCACUUUUCCCUUCUCUUCUCACCUUCUAUCGAGGUCUGGAGACCCACCCCUCCUCUGUUCUCAACCGCAUCCUGCAUUACAUGAAUGCAUAUAAACAAUCCUUUGCGGUGCCCAUAAAUGCAAAAUAUGAUAUAGUUCUUCUGGGAGGAGCGCUGGGCUCUCUUUUUUCCUUUCUGCAGGCAAUUGCUAGCCCUAUCAUUGGCCGCGCUUCAGACAAAUAUGGCAGACGAACAGCUUUAUUGUGGAGCAUGUGUGGGAAUAUUGCAAGUGUGGCCUUGUGGACCGUUGCAGUAGACUUCCGCACUUUUCUGUUGAGCAGGAUUGUCGGAGGUCUAAGCGAGGGAAAUGUUCAGCUUGCCACGGCGAUUGCAACCGAUGUCAGCACGGAAGAACAACGAGGCUCGACAAUGGCUCUUGUGGGAGCGUGUUUUAGUAUUGCCUUCACAUUUGGCCCGGCAUUGGGUGCGGCGUUGUCAAACAUCAGCACAUUUUCGGCCAAUCCAUUCGCCACUGCGGCAGGGUUCUCGCUGUUCUUGAUUCUUGGGGAGACGUUGUACCUCUACGCUCGAUUGCCCGAAACGAGGCCCAACGAAAGUAAGGAAACGGGUUCGAAGAUGAAUAAGUCCGGCUCGGCAGCAUUCAAACACACAAACAACCCCAUCGUUCUGAAUGCUAUCCAUUUCUUAUUCCUCUUGCCAUUUUCGGGGAUGGAAUUCUCCUUACCAUUCUUGAUCACGUCGGUAUUGUUUCCAGAUCACCCUUCGCCGUCAAAACUGAACGGAAGACUGCUUGGCUUUGUGGGAUUGAUAGCAUCUCUGCUGCAAGGAUCUGUCGUCCGACGACUUCCUCCAGCAACUGUGGUGAAGGUCGGAGUGGUAUCAUGCACAUUGGCAUUCUUUAUACUUGCUCAAGUUCAGACUAAUACUGGAUUGUACGGCGCUGGUGCACUACUUGCCGUGACAUCAGCCACCGUUGUCACAGGCCUGAACAGCCUUGGAAGUUUUGAGGCUCAAGCUGGCAAUCGUGGAGAGGUGCUAGGAUCACUUCGGAGCUGGGGACAACUGGGAAGGGCUCUUGGACCCAUCAUCUUCUGCACUUUGUUCUGGUGGGCCGGUCGUGAAAAAGCUUACACCAUCGGGGGGACGACCAUGUUGGUUGUGACUCUGAUAGUCCUCACGCACUUGAAGUCACCAGAUCUCAGCAAGAAAAAGACAUGA